Messenger RNA from Urocitellus parryii (Arctic ground squirrel), 911 nucleotides. The record is from RefSeq and is a predicted model, not a curated record. NCBI's taxonomy places the organism in Eukaryota, Metazoa, Chordata, Mammalia, Rodentia, Sciuridae.
UUCACGGUGUAAUGCAGGUUGCUUACGAUGAACAAACAGACGGCCCAGAACAAAGUCCCUCCCUGACCUGGGCCUGCUGCAGCAGGUUGCACCUAUAUCAGGAGGUGAGGCCCAGGCACCCUGGCAGGAUGGCUUCAGAUAGAAUGCUAGCUGUGUACUUCGACAACCCUGGGGGACCAGAAAAUCUCUACAUAAAGGAGGUGCCCAAACCGAUCCCUGGGGAGGGUGAAGUCCUUCUGAAGGUGGCUGUCAGUGCCCUGAACCGCGCGGACUUAUUCCAGUUGGAAAGUAGAAUUGCUUCUGUGGUUUCUGUCACAGGAAAUGUACAGGCUGGAGAAACUGUGCUAAUCCACGCAGGGGCAAGUUCUGUGGGCAUAGCUGCCAUCCAACUCACCCGGAUGGCUGGCGCUAUUCCUCUGGUCACAGCUGGAUCCCAGAACAAGCUUCAAAUGGCAGAAAAACUUGGAGCAGCUGCUGGAUUCAAUUACAAAGAACAGGAUUUUUGUGAAGCAACACUGAAAUUUACCAAAGGUGCUGGAGUGAACCUUAUUCUAGACUGCAUAGGUGGAUCCUACUGGGAGAAAAAUGUCAACUGCCUGGCUCUUGAUGGUCGAUGGAUUCUCUAUGGUCUGUUGGGAGGAGAAGAUGUCAGUGGGCCCCUGUUUUCAAAGCUAUUUUAUAAACGAGGAAGUCUGAUCACUAGUCGGUUGAGAAAUAGGGACAAGAAGUACAAGCAAAUGCUGGUGAAAGCGUUCACAGAGCAAAUUCUGCCCCAUUUCUCCAAGGAGGGACCCCAACGUCUCCUGCCAGUGCUGGACAGAGUCUACCCAAUGGCUGAAAUCCAAGCCGCCCAUAAGUACAUGGAGGCUAACAGGAACGUGGGCAAAAUCGUCCUGGAAUUGCCCCAGUGA